Molecule: messenger RNA, 978 nt
Organism: Rasamsonia emersonii CBS 393.64
Lineage: Eukaryota; Fungi; Ascomycota; Eurotiomycetes; Eurotiales; Trichocomaceae
Exons: 1
Source: RefSeq, a predicted model, not a curated record
AGUGUAUUUGCAGCCAUCUCUAUCUAUCCCAGGUGCUUUUUCUCCACAAAGACUAGUAUCUACUAUCUAGAUUGCUCGUCUAGAUUCAAUCCAAUAAAUGAGGUAUAUCCUGUGCAUUAUGCAGACACGUGCACGCCAUCCAAUGCCAUCAACCUACUUACUACGGUACUCCAUCACAACGCUCUUCGGCUCGACGUACUUGCCCAACGGCCUGUACUGAAUAUCGUCAUAUCCAAACGCCCCCGGCCCUCCGAUCGCCAUCCCCUUGCGCGUCUGCGUCCAGCGCGGCGAGCACGUAAUCCCCAGAACCGUCACCAUCACGCCGUACCGGAACUCGGGCACCCCCAGCGCCCGGCCCGACUGCGUGUCCAGAACCGAAAUCAGGUCCGGCACCGUCGCGAUGUACUUCUCCGUGCCGUCCUCGGCGAUGUGCUUAGCGUAGAUGUUCUCGUUCUUGAACGGGAUCUUGAGGACGCCGCCCGUGGCCACUGCCGGCGUGCUGCUGCUGGUACUGCUGGUGUCCUCCAGCUCGCUGCUCUGGACCUGCUGGAUCGUGAGCUCGCCGUACGAAUGUCCCUUGUAGAGACGUCUUUCGACGGCGAUGAUCUUGCCACGGAACAGCACCUUGGCCGCCUCAGGCCCGCCGCACUCGUCGAUCAUCUGCUCGGCCAUCGUGCUGACCGUGUUAGUCGCUCGCGCCCGCGCGAUGCAGCGGCCAAUCCGCCAGGCCAGCGACACGGUGUUGAGCACCGCAUAGUUGAGGAUAUGGCGCUUGUUCGUCGGUUUCGCGGCCAUACCUACGCGCGAACCCAUCUCGGAGCAACUGGCUCUCAGCGCGCGAUCGACAAUCUCGUCGUUGGUCGUCCGGGUCAUGAGAAUGGUCUUGCCAUCGCCGGACGCAAUCGCACACGGAACCAGAGCGCCCUCUUCAAAGGCGCACAGCGUCGUCUGCCAGUACGUCGGAUAGGCACGACCUAG